GCGGGGCGUCCUGGGCGGAAGAGGAGGUGACUGUGGGCGGGGCUAGCGGGGCGGUCGGACGCCGGGAGGGGCCGACUGGAUCUCGGUCCCCCCGCCAGAUGUAGGGCGUUGACGGCCAGAGAGCGCUGCGGGUCUCAGAGGUCCCGCUGCUGCCGGAUCCGGGCAGGUCCCUGCAGCUCUCGCCGCCCCCGGCCCUCACCGACCGCCAUGGCCCAGCCGCCGCCCGAUGUCAGUGAGGACGAGUGUCUCCCUGAGUACCGCCAUCUCUUCUGCCCCGACCUGCUCCGGGACAAAGUGGCCUUCAUCCCAGGUGGUGGCUCUGGGAUCGGGUUCCGGAUUGCUGAGAUUUUUAUGCGGCACGGCUGCCACACAGUCAUCGCCAGCAGAAGCCUUCCAAGAGUGUCAAAGGUCCGGAAGCCACAGGGCUGCUGGCCACCUCUCUUCCUGUCUGGCUUCCAGGCUGCCAGAAAGCUGACUGCCGCCACUGCCCGGCGGUGCCUCCCUUUAUCUCUGGACGUUCGGGCCCUCCCAGCCGUCGCAGCUGCCGUGGACCAGGCACUGAAGGAGUUUGGGAAAAUCGACAUUCUUGUUAACUGUGCAGCUGGAAACUUCCUGUGCCCUGCCAGCGCAUUGUCCUUCAAUGCUUUUAAGACCGUGAUGGACAUCGACACCUUGGGCACCUUCAACACAUCUCGUGUGCUUUAUGAAAAGUUCUUCAGGGACCAUGGAGGGGUGAUCGUGAACAUCACUGCGACCCUGGGUACCCGGGGGCAGGUGCUUCAAGUGCAUGCAGGCUCUGCCAAAGCAGCUGUGGAUGCAAUGACACGGCACUUGGCUGUGGAGUGGGGUCCCCAGAACAUCCGUGUCAACAGCCUCGCCCCUGGCCCCAUCAGUGGCACAGAAGGGUUCCGGCGGCUGGGUGGCCCCCAGGCCAGGGCUGGCACUAAGACUCUGGCCAUCCCCCUCCAGAGGCUGGGCAACAAGACAGAGGUCGCCCACAGCGCACUGUACCUGGCCAGCCCUUUGGCGUCCUACGUGACGGGGGCCGUGCUGGUGGUUGACGGCGGGGCAUGGCUGACAUUCCCCAAUGACAUCAAGUUGCUGGAUGAUUUCACAUCCUUCUCUGCGAAGCUCUAGGCUGACAUGUCUCAGUGCCCAUGGGAUGUAGGCUACUGGACAGCGGGAGGGUGUGGGCCCCAGGCUGGCCCCCCAGUCACUGGGAUGAGGAACACUCAUCUUGGGGAGCUCUAGGAGAUUGCGGAAGGGGCUGAUGGUGCCCACCCCCUGGAGAUGCACAAGGCCCGGCUGCCUGCUGCCCUCUAUGGGCACUGAUGUGGACCUGCAGCAUUCUUCCUACCCUAGACUGGCCACUCAGGGCUGCUGCCCAGGAGAUGUACAGGAGGCAGAAGCUGGUGCCCCUCAGCCUUCCCCUGUGACCUUGGCAUCUGCUGGAGUUUCUGACAGGCACAGGAUGGCUGAAGCAAAGGAGCCGUUCUGAAGGGAAGCUGGUCCACAGUCCCCCUGGGACUCCUCCUGCAGUGCUCCUCCCACCACCAAACUGGACAAUCUCUGCAGCAUCUAAAUCAGAGACUGGCCCCUCCUCUGGGAAUUGUGCUGUGUCCACAUUCCCUCCCCAUGGCCCCAUCUCCCGUGCUCAGGUGGGAGUGACCUGGCAGUGAGGCCAUCUGCUCACCUGGAUGUCUGCCAGGGGGAGUCUGACAUUCUGGAGCUCCCUUGGGAGUUGACCUGAGGUCUGUGGCUGUUCCCCCUGUCUGCCCUGCCUUGCCCCGGCCUGGGAGGACUUUGUUGUCCUCCUGCCUGUGUCCCCUGGGUGCCCUGAGGUGGCUCCACUGCUUGGCUGCAGAAACCGGGGCAUCUCAGGCUCCCUGUCUUCCCUUCCUGGCUCUUCCACUUGGGGAUCUUACUCCACAAGGGGAAGCCAGACCAGGGAGGCUAGAGAAGCAGGUUUGAUCCCUCCCAGCCCAGGCGUGGGGUCCUGGAUCUCCUCGCCAGGGUGUUGGGCUACAGAUGGGAUUCCCUGGCCAGGGGACACCCAUCCCUCUCAGCCGUUGGUGACAUGGACCGGUUGUCCCCCACCUGCCCUGGAAUCUGUCCUUUGCUGGGACAUCCCCGUGGACUUAGUCCUGCGCCAUUCCGGGCCCAACUUUCUAGGUCCUCCACCUGGCACACAGCCCCCUCCUCCCUGUCUGUACCACCAGUUGACAUAAGCAUAGGUCGUAGCAUUUUGCCAAUAAAUGCAUUUCCCUAAAAGUAUUCUUUUUACUAUGAGACA
Molecule: messenger RNA, 2293 nt
Organism: Zalophus californianus (California sea lion)
Lineage: Eukaryota; Metazoa; Chordata; Mammalia; Carnivora; Otariidae
Gene: DECR2
Product: 2,4-dienoyl-CoA reductase 2
Exons: 9
Coding region: 208-1137 (309 amino acids)
Biological process (GO): fatty acid catabolic process
Molecular function (GO): 2,4-dienoyl-CoA reductase (NADPH) activity
Source: RefSeq, a predicted model, not a curated record